GUAAUUGAGCGAAAGCUAAUUAUACUUUGAAGUCAAACUAUCAGAUAAUUUUAUUAUUACCUAAUUAUCGGUAUAAUAUGAUUUCAUCUUUCUUUAUAACGACGAUAAAAAAGAGAACGAUCGAUAGUCGGAAGUGAUCGAAGCUCCCGGGAGUUCGUUUAAUGUUUAUUAAACGUGAUGCAAGAAAGCGAUACAGUUACUCAACCUUCUUUUAAUCACUGUUCCAACUCAUGAGUCGACAGAAUCAACUGAUUCUUCAUUUGCAGUAUCACAAUUCAACUAUUUAUUAUUAUAUGUCGAACGCAUCAGGCGUAGAUAUUGAAUAAAAGAAGGACAUUCUUUUUUACUAACAAAUCUUUCAGUGCUUUUAAAUGAAAAUUGAGUCAUGCCAUCUGUAAAGGAUUAAGAGGAAUCAUUAGAGGCUUGCGAGUUCGAAAAAUCUAUAUACGAUUAAUGGCAUUACAUUCAGACACGUUAGCAGAUGGUUACGGUGUGAAAGAGCGGGUUGAAAAAUCUUCACGCGCAGAGAGAAGGACGUGCGCCGGAAAGGUAGGUUGACAAGUGCCCGCGUAGACGCGCGUUUCUUUCGCCUCGUGGUACGUAGCGCAUGCCGUGAAAGUUGCGAUACUUUGCGCACGUGCCACGUGCGUUCUGUUCUCCGGAUAUACGCGUGGCAUUACGUCUGCGCCAGACGUUGUCGACUUGACGUCCUUUAGUUUGGUUUGGAUGCACCUUUCUUGCUCUCUUCAAAUCGUCUGACACGUCGCGCCGCUCAUAGCCGCAGUAUGCGUCACGAACAUCGUAGCCACGAAGAACCGUCGAGGGCCGUCAGUUUGACACUCCUGAUCUAGACUAUCGAUGGAAGGGAGCCUAUACCACUUCCUGAGUUACUCACUCACGAGGAACUGCGGUUUUCGAAAGAACCCGAUAAAACCACAAGCCCCUCGAUUGUCCUUGAUAACCAGAUAUGCUGGAUAUUCUCCCCAGUAUCGUUACAGAUGUGGCGAAACGUAUGGCAGUCUCACACACAAAUUACUACUUGAUCCCACAGUGAAUCAUGCGGAAACACUUAUUUUAUCAAACAGGGUUACGGAUGAUUAUGAAGUACAAAGACCACCGAAAAACGAUAUAGACGUCGUAAACGCUCGAUAUAAAAGAACCGAUCCUAUAUUCAUACAUCCGAUACUGCCAGGCUAUGAAGGAUUUACUCCGAAACUCAAGGCAAGAAAUGGACAAAGGUACACGGUGCUCGCAACCGAAGGGCUUGCCGAAUUUGAACAGCAACAAUUAAGAAAUCAAGCGGCUGUUAAUGAACUAAAAAGAGUAAUAGCUACGCAAAGUGGACAGGGUGAACCCAGGAGUUUGGAAGAUCGUUUGCUUUUAAAAAGCGAGUUCAAAUUGCCGAUGCUAUCAGUGCGGCCUGAUUGCGUGGGCGUAAUGAGGAAUUUAUUUGUGGACGAACAAUACGAGUCACCUAGAGAUCACGCUCCGUCACCUUACUUUAUGGACAAUGCGAAUCCAAAGAAAUACUUCAUCAGUCGAUAUGCGGGCCAUAUACCAUACGGAUACGCGCACUUUGGAAAAUCGAACGUACCCGCUACUAACAGUGCUCUUUGCGACUUCACAUCUGAUUAUCGAAAGAGACAAAGCACAGAAUGGGCACCAGUAACAAUUACGCGACCUGAUCCACCGCUUCUAAUUCAGCCAACCACUCUUUAUCAUAAACACGUUGGGAUGCUUCCCAAUUACCUGGGACAUGUCCCUGGAGAAACGUUCAGAUUCGGUAAAACCUUUGGUGCUGAUACUAAAGAUGCAAAACGAUGGCUUCGUGGUGAUUACGCUGCAUAGAUUGCGAAAUGUGACGCAACAGUCUUAUGUAUAAAGAAGAUUUA
Ceratina calcarata is the source of this 1892-nucleotide messenger RNA. Its product is annotated as UPF0605 protein CG18335. The record is from RefSeq and is a predicted model, not a curated record. The transcript is spliced from 8 exons. Bases 859 to 1848 code for a protein of 329 amino acids. NCBI's taxonomy places the organism in Eukaryota, Metazoa, Arthropoda, Insecta, Hymenoptera, Apidae.